CUGCACUGCCUGGGCCGGGAGCUCCCGGCUGGGCCCCACGCAGCGCCGGCGAGAUACCGAGCUAGCCGCGGCCUGACUCCAGCGCUAAGCCCAGGGGUACCGGCAGCUCGGCCCCACACACCCCGGCUGGGCUUUGCUCGGGAAACCCGCCGGGCGCCCAAAAAGAAAGGUGGCAAAAAAGCCAAGGGAGGCAAAGCUGCAGCGGUGGUGGAUGCUGUCCCCCCGGAGGACAUGAGCAAGGAUCAGCUGGAGGAGCACAUUGUGCGUCUUCGGGAGGAGCUGGACCGCGAACGGGAGGAGCGCAACUACUUCCAGCUGGAGCGUGACAAGAUCCACACCUUCUGGGAGAUCACCCGUCGGCAGCUGGAUGAGAAGAAGGCGGAGCUGCGCAACAAGGACCGUGAGAUGGAGGAGGCCGAGGAGCGGCAUCAAGUGGAGAUUAAAGUUUACAAGCAGAAGGUGAAGCACCUGUUGUACGAGCACCAGAACAACAUCACAGAACUGAAGGCAGAGGGCACUGUGUCCAUGAAGCUGGCCCAGAAGGAGCACCGCACCCAGGAGACGGAGCUGCGCAAGGAUAUGCGCACCUUGAAAGUGGAGCUAAAGGAGCAGGAGCUGGCCAACGAGGUGGUGGUGAAAAACCUGCGCAUGAAACAAGAGGAGGAGAUCACACGGCUGCGCAGCGACUUUGAGAGACAAGUGAAAGAGAUUGAGGCCAAGUACGACAAGAAGAUGCGCGUGCUGCGGGACGAGCUGGAUCUGCGGAGGAAAACGGAGAUUCAUGAGAUCGAGGAGAGGAAAAAUGGACAGAUCAACACGCUGAUGAAGAACCACGAGAAGGCCUUCAGUGACAUCAAGAACUACUACAACGACGUCACCCUCAACAACCUGGCACUCAUCAACACUCUCAAGGAGCAGAUGGAGGAGAUGAAGAAGAAGGAGGAUCACCUGGAGAAGGAGAUGGCGGAAGUGCUGCUUCAGAACAAGAGGCAAACAGAGCCCCUGCAGCGGGCCCGGGAGGAGGUGGCUGAGCUGCAGAAGAAGCUAGCCCACUACGAGAAGGACAAGGAGGCACUGGCUAACACAAAGGCCCGUUUGAAAGUCACCCAGAAGGAAUUAAAAGACCUUCAGUGGGAACAUGAAGUGCUGGAGCAGAGGUUCAGCAAGGUGCAGGCAGAACGAGACGAGCUCUAUCAGAAGUUCACCAAAGCUAUUAAUGAGGUGCAGCAGAAGACUGGCUUCAAGAACCUGCUCCUGGAGCGCAAGUUGAAGGCCCUCUCCAACAUACUGGAGAAGAAGGAGGUGCAGCUUAACGAAGUCCUCUCAGCCUCCAAUCUCGACCCCAGCGCCCUCACCAUGGUCACACGCAAACUGGAGGACGUGCUGGAUUCCAAGAACAACACCAUCAAGGAUCUCCAGUACGAGCUGGCCCGAGUCUGCAAGGCACACAACGACUUGCUGCGCACCUAUGAGGCCAAGCUCACAGCCUUCGGCAUCCCCCUGGACAACGUGGGCUUCAAACCACUGGAGACCACAGUGAUGGGACAGACGCUGGGGCAGGGCCCAGCCGGACUUGUUGCUACCCCAACCUAGCACUGCUGGGCACGUGCUUGUCCAUCACCUCUUGGGUUACACUAAAUAUUGUCAGCAGCCUCCCCACGGGCUCCUGUCCCAGCACCGCAGGGAGCGGGCUGUGCUGUGGAGCUGCCUCAUUAAACAGACCCCAGAAAGGUUUUUAA
Molecule: messenger RNA, 1739 nt
Organism: Chrysemys picta bellii (western painted turtle)
Lineage: Eukaryota; Metazoa; Chordata; Testudines; Emydidae
Gene: GAS8
Product: growth arrest specific 8
Biological process (GO): flagellated sperm motility
Cellular component (GO): Golgi apparatus; microtubule; motile cilium
Molecular function (GO): small GTPase binding; microtubule binding
Source: RefSeq, a predicted model, not a curated record